This is a messenger RNA of Diospyros lotus (date-plum), 1696 nucleotides long. RefSeq names its product mitogen-activated protein kinase kinase kinase 18-like. The transcript has a single exon. Gene Ontology annotation, molecular function: ATP binding; protein kinase activity. The coding region runs from base 103 to 1476 and encodes 457 amino acids. NCBI's taxonomy places the organism in Eukaryota, Viridiplantae, Streptophyta, Magnoliopsida, Ericales, Ebenaceae. Gene Ontology annotation, biological process: protein phosphorylation. The record is from RefSeq and is a predicted model, not a curated record.
AAAAGCAUUAGGACGAUACAGGCAAGAGGCAACGGCGCAGCUCAAACCCAUCAUAUAAAUACCCAAUCGAAUUCUUCAUUCACUCCCAAACCAAGUUCCUCUAUGGCCUGGAUACGAGGACCCGCCAUCGGCCGGGGAGCAUCCGCCAUCGUGUCUCUCGCCACCGCCGCAGACUCUGGCCGCCUCUUCGCCGUCAAGUCUGCCGACCUCCACCACUCCUCCUCCUUACAGAAAGAACAACUCCUUCUCUCCCGGCUGAACUCCCCCUUCAUAGUCCAGUACUUGGGUUUCGAAAUCACGCGAGAAAGCACCUCCAAUUUGUACAAUUUGUUCGUCGAAUACGUCGCCGGCGGCACCCUCUCCGACGAGAUUGACCGGAGGGGAGGCUCGCUCGCCGAGCCUGCCAUCCGAACCUACGCGCGUCAGAUCCUGCGAGGCUUGGAGUACCUUCACUCGAACGGCUUGGCGCAUUGCGACAUCAAGGCGGAGAACAUUUUGGUCAGCGAAGAGGGCGCCAAGAUCACCGACUUGGGCUGCGCUCGGCGGGUGGAAAAUGGAGACGUGUCGACGUCAGCGUUUUCGGGCACUCCGGCGUUCAUGGCGCCGGAAGUUGCGCGCGGUGAGGAGCAAGGGUUCGCCGCCGACGUCUGGGCUCUGGGCUGCACCAUGGUCGAGAUGGCCACCGGGUCGGGCCCCUGGCCCCGGGCGGCCGAACCCGUCUCGGUUCUGUACCGGAUCGCGUUCUCCCCCGACUCGCCGGAGUGCCCAGUCUGGUUUUCCGACGAGGCCAAGGAUUUUCUGAGCAAGUGUUUGGAACGAGAUUCGAAGCAGAGGUGGACGGCCAAGCAGCUUCUUCAACACCCAUUUCUCGACUAUAUGAAAUCGAAUUCUCCAGAAACAGAUGAAUUCACUCGGAAUUCUCCGACGAGUGUGUUGGAUCAAGCCUUUUGGGAUUCAAUGGAGGUGCCGGAAGCUCGCCGGAGCACUAUCCAAUUCGUCUCUUCUCCAAAUUCUCCGCCGGAGAGGCUCAGACGUUUGAUCGGGGAUGCUUCAGAAUCAGAUCCAAAUUUUCCCAACUGGAAUUCGGACGAAGAUUGGAUCACAGUAAGAAGCAAGAACACCGAGGAAACUUCAUCACUUUCCCAGGAAAAUUCCGGUGGCAACCCAGAAAAUGAAGCUUCCACUUCGGGUGAUCCAUCAACAGAUUACUCUGUUCGCACGAUUUCGGAAAGCGAAUCGCUUUCUGUGUCGAUAGAUUCUGUGAUGAAAUGUGGAAAUGUCAAAGAUCUCGAAUUAAUUGAACAACAACUUUUGUUCCAAUUGAUUGUAUCAUUGAUCACUAUCAGUAGAUUUCUCGCUUUGCAGAGAAAGCUAAGGAAAGUUUUGUUCUUGUUCAGUUUGAGUUUCUCAUUCAUUCCCGUUCAGAAAUGGCAGUGUUUUGAUGAUAUUUUCAGAUCAUGCUUCGCCCCAAAUUAAUAUUUUUGAAACAUUAAUCAGACCAGUUGAUGGGUUCUUUCUGAUCAGAAGGAACAAGAACAAAUCUAGUCCAUAAUUCGAUAGAUUUUCUUGUUUCCAGCUCUGUUCUCAUUACUUGCAUUUUCUCCCGCUUUUACCUCCCCCACCAAGGCAAGUAAGACCUUUUCGGCCUUUGAUUGAGCUCAUGAAUUUUGCUUUAGUUUGAAAAUUUUCCAAGUAA